UUAGCGACUGUCAUUAUCGACAAGCUGUCUGGCAGAAGAAAAAGAGAAGAUUGCAGCAGAAGCGGAAUAGAUUUAUUGAUUUUAAUAUUCAAGUUAAUAAAACUAACCAAGUGCUGAAAUUAAUUGCGAGAAAUCUGCAAAAUGGAGGCGCUGGUGAAUUACAGCAGCGAAGAUGAGCACGAGGAGGAUUCCGGAUACGAGAUACGGGCACCACCACAAACAUCAACACCACCGCCAUCAGCCGCUGCUAACCGAAAGCGCAGCUCGCCGCCCGCACAUGCACCAACUGCGGCUGCAACUCCAACCAUGGAAGCUGAGGCAUCAAAAACAGCAGCAGCAGUUACAGCAUCUGCAUUGAGUGCUGUAAAGCAGCACAAGUCGAAAAACAAAAGCAGCGAGCGCCAGUUGCGACGCCAGCGUCAACGUUCGAGCAGUCAGAGCGCAAGCAGCGACAGCGACAAUAGCGUCGACAACGCCGACGACAGCAAAGACAAAUCGAAGAAACAUCUGGCAACGCUGUCGCCUACAACAGCAAUGUCCACAACAACCGCAGCCAGCUCAAAGACGGCUAAAGAUCAUCAAGUGGCUGCGAGCGGACGACACAGCCAUCAUCAUCAUCGUCAUCAUCAUCACAGAAGUCGCAGCAGUCGCCACAACAACAACAACAAUGACGAGGAUGGACGCGGCAGACACCGCGACUCGGAGCGCAACAGGGAUAAGGAGCGUGACAAGGAGCGCGACAAGGAAUACAGCAAGAGCGAGCGCCACCAUCGCACCAAAGAGAGCAACAAGGAGAGCGACUAUAAGCGCGAACGUGAACGUGAGCGUGAGGAGCGUCGCCAUGGCAGUGGCAGCGGUCGGGACAGAGACAGAGACAGGACUGGCUCCAGGCAUCAGCAGGGUAAAGAGGCGCGCUAUAGCGACAACCCGCGCAACUAUACCUCCUCCUCCUCCACAUCUUUGACGUACAAAUCUCAGUCACAGUCACAGCAGCUGCAGCAACCGCAGUCGCGUCGCUCCUAUGACGAUCGUAGCAGACGUCGCUCUCGUUCCCGCUCGAGAUCUGGAUCCCGCACACGCACGCAUAUCGAGGCGCCCGGCAGCCGCCGGCGUCAUGCGACGUCUCAGUCAACACGCAAAUACCGCAGACGUGGCUCGCACGAUUCCAGCAGCCGUUCCAGAUCGCCGCCCGCUCCAAAGUCCAGCGAGCCGCUGUCAAAGGCCGCCUAUCCCUCGUCUGGGCUGCUUGGCAAGCCGCCGGGUCAUGGCAUGCCAUACAACCCACCUGGUGGUGGUGGUGGGUGUGGGUCGGCAGCCUCGAUAGCAGCUGCAACAGCAGCCGCUGUGACAGCCAACAUGUCGUCGGGAGGCGGUGUUCCCGGAGGUGGGCUACUGCCCACGCCGAAUUAUGCGCCCAAAAUACCAUCGUUAAUGUCGCUCGAGCUGAAUACACCGCCCAGCGCCCUAGUUGAAUCGCAGUCGUCGGCUGUGCAACUGCCCAAGUACUAUAAUCCGGGCAUCAUCAAUGCCAACCGCUAUGCCGAGCAACAGCAGAAGCGGAAGCUGCUGUGGGGGUCCAAGAAGAGCGAGGAUUCGGCCAACAAGUGGGGCAAUGCGCAUUUCUCUCAGGACUCCGAUGGCAAGGUGGCAUCCAAGUUUAUGCGGCUCAUGGGCAUCAAGAAUGCCACCAACAACAAUUCAAAUCCCAGCAACAACAACAACAGCCAAAAUAAUGGCGGACCCAAUGCGGAUGCAACGACUGACCCAACCUGCAGCAGCAGCAGUAAUGGCAAUGGCAAUGGCGGUGGGGGAUCUGUGCCCACCGACGUCCAGCUACGCCAGCGCAUGUUCUCCAACAUGGAGCAGCAGUACGAGGUGGCACGCGCCGCCACCCAUACGAUGCGGGGCGUCGGCCUUGGCUUUGGCUCGCAGCCGCGCAGCUUUUGAGGCGUUCGAGUGGAUGCUGUAAAUAGAACGUUAAGAAACUCGUUAAGUCACCCGCAAGAACUAUUCUAAAUAUCUGUUCGCAAUAUUUAUUUGUGUUAACUACAUAUAUCUUCAACCAUAUAGUUCUUCAUUAUA
Drosophila mojavensis is the source of this 2082-nucleotide messenger RNA. RefSeq names its product arginine/serine-rich coiled-coil protein 2. The transcript is spliced from 4 exons. The record is from RefSeq and is a predicted model, not a curated record. Bases 142 to 1947 code for a protein of 601 amino acids. Lineage: Eukaryota; Metazoa; Arthropoda; Insecta; Diptera; Drosophilidae.